CUCCAGUCCACCGUCACGCGAUUGCUCUCGAUCGUCCUCACCAAUUCACCGACCUCCAACUUGAGCCCAUCCAUCAGCCGUCAUGUCUGAGCUGCGCUACACCGCCAACACGUCGCUCGAGCAGCUGCACUCGCGCUACGUUGGAACAGGACAUGCGGACAUGACCAAGUACGAGUGGCUUACCCACCAGCACCGCGACACGCUGUCGUCCAUUGUCGGCCACCCGCCGCUUCUGGCCUACCUCUCCAUUGCGGACGGCGAGUGCCAAGCGCGCGAGCGGUACGAGGUGAUUGAGCGCAUGCUGCAGCCCUGCGGCGUGCCCCCCGGAAAGACGGACGACUAGAGGCGCUAGACCGGCUUUGUAUCAAUACGCCACGGCGGCAUGUAUAGUAUGGGUCUCGCGGGGGAUCAGGCGCGGUGUAGUGCGCGCAGCGCAGUGCGCCUGGGAGGUGGGAUCGGCGCGGCAG
Cutaneotrichosporon oleaginosum is the source of this 467-nucleotide messenger RNA. RefSeq lists its product as uncharacterized. NCBI's taxonomy places the organism in Eukaryota, Fungi, Basidiomycota, Tremellomycetes, Trichosporonales, Trichosporonaceae. Gene Ontology annotation, cellular component: precatalytic spliceosome; U2 snRNP. The record is from RefSeq and is a predicted model, not a curated record. Gene Ontology annotation, biological process: mRNA splicing, via spliceosome.